UGAAAUUGAAUAAUUCGUCCAUUAUCAAAGACACAUGUCACUGAAAACAUCGCAUCGCGAUGAAAACGAGGAGCAGCGUCUCAGUGCCUCCUCCGUCCGACCUUGUUCAAUAUUGAUUUUGCCUGAAAGCCAAAUAUGAAGGGCUGAAAAAAGGAGUGAGUUCUUCUGUUUUCAGUGUUAUUUCUCCCUUUUAAUACUCCUCACAACAGCUUAACCCACCCAUUUUCAAUUUCGAAUUGUUCUAUUGUUGAGUUUUUGUUGUAAUGGAUAUUGUUGGUUUCCAUCGUGAUACAUAAUAUUAAUUGUGAUAAAGAUGUUACACAGAACAAUAACAGCGAACAAUCAUCUGACGAAAACAAAGAAAAUGUUCAGUUAAAUUCCAGUUGUGUCUUAUCACCGAACGAAAACAAAACUCUGCCAUUUGUCGAACCACUCGAUUUAAAUAGUGAGCGAAAUAGUAACGACGUUUCGCUAGAAGAGAAAAAACGAGCUUUAAUCGAUAAACUUGUUAGUUCUGAGAAUCCAUUCACAAAUAGAUCGAAUGACAGCGUCCGAUGUGCGAUGUUGCGUUACGGCGAAUACAGCCCGAACAAUCCGCAACUAAGGGUCGCCGCCGCUCCAUACCUUGGCUUGGGGGAGUAUGAACAGAGAAGAAACUACUAUUUGCAGAAACAGCGAGCCGACUAUUUGAGGCAUCUUGCUAAGCAAAACGAAAAUAUCCGAAUUAUUUCAAGGCAAGUUUUAACUGAUCGAAACGAUAAGCCGCAGAUUCCUUGCGAAAAUUCAUACUUGUUGAAGAAAACUGAACCAGCACUCGUUGAUUGCAAGAAAUCAAAACUUUUUGAGAAAAGUGUUCAGACUGAUAUACAAAAUAUUAAAAGUAAAUUAAUUCACUAUGAGCUACGAUCUGAAAAUACCCCAGAAAAGGAGUUGAGCCCACACGGAGCGGCAGAUGAUAAUUAUUAUAUGCAAAACAAUCGGAAUAAACUUUUUAGAGUAGAUCAAAGAUUAACUAGUGCUCAAAAUGCCUUAUUGAAAACAGAAAUGGACAAACCAAAGAGCAUUUUAUCCAAUAGAAGGACCGGUAGUCCACGAGAAAGACUAAGAACCGAUCUUUACCCCAACUCGUUCAUGGACGGCUUCAGCUACCAAGAAUCACGAGAAGAGGAACUAGAAAGAGAACGGCUGAAAAGGGAUGCCUACCAGUACGAGCUGAGGUUGCAGAUAGAAGAGAAACGUCGACUGCAACAGAUGAGAGACGAACAAGAGAGAAGAGAACAAGAGCUGGAGAAUAAGCGACUAGAGCAGCAAUUGCUGAGGAUGCAGGAGGAGCGGGCCAUAGAUGAACAGAGACGAAAUUGUAGGGAUGAGCAGAUGAGGAGACACAGUGAAGAGUUCUUGAAACGCAAACGAGAGAUUCAUUCCAGACAUGGUUACCGAAAACACACUGAUUCUGAGAGUAGCGUAACAAGUUGUCUUCGUAGUAACCCUACGGAUCUGACAUCUAAAUCUCUCUCACAUUACUCUCCUCCUGUUUCUAGACGUAACCCUUAUUCUCUGAACGUCCCAUCCACAUCUGUGUUCUCUGAACCACCAAGUUCCAGGUUCAACUCUAGUCGGUUUGACUCCUACAACAGGAGAGAUACCUUAAAACGCAUAGAUUCACUGAAUUCCUAUGAUAUCCCCAGCAGACAUCAAACAUUUACUCGUUUUGAUUCUUUGAGCAAAAUCGAUUCUUUGAGUCAGCAGAUGGAAUCAGUAAAUUUCAAGGACAAUAAGAUGAAUGAGGGGCAGCGUAGACACAGCGCCACCCACCAGGACCUUAGCAUGCUAAGGAAGAGUCCUCGGUUACAGAGAAGAAGUAGUUCUAGUAGAUUUGACGAUUCCCUACCGAUUCCUGUUUUGAAAGCACACUCUCCCGUUGCCAGGGAGUUGAAAAACUCCAUUCCAUUUAGUAGUUCUAGGCAUAAUUCAGAUUCAGUUAGAAGGUUGGAGGAUAGGUGGCAGAUUCCCGCAGUUCAAAAAACACUAGUGAAUCACACAGAUUCUUCAAAGGAUAGCCAAAACCGAAGUAUUUUAACCCAGCUUGGUGCAAUUCGAAUGCAGCUUCAGCAAGAACAGUUGAGAAUGGAUGAAACAUUAAGAAAACGAGAUAUUACACAAUCUAAGGCUGUUGAUUUUCAUUGAAAAUAUUAAAUAACACAUCGAGUUAAUUAAAAUUGAUAAUAGGUAUUUUAUAUAUUGUUAGAAUUUGUCUUUAUAUUUAUAUUCAUUGAAUAGAUAGAUACGUUGAAA
Molecule: messenger RNA, 2295 nt
Organism: Leptinotarsa decemlineata (Colorado potato beetle)
Lineage: Eukaryota; Metazoa; Arthropoda; Insecta; Coleoptera; Chrysomelidae
Biological process (GO): positive regulation of cytokinesis
Cellular component (GO): centrosome; microtubule; spindle pole
Source: RefSeq, a predicted model, not a curated record